Spodoptera litura is the source of this 1726-nucleotide messenger RNA. Its product is annotated as RNA demethylase ALKBH7, mitochondrial. Lineage: Eukaryota; Metazoa; Arthropoda; Insecta; Lepidoptera; Noctuidae. The record is from RefSeq and is a predicted model, not a curated record. Gene Ontology annotation, cellular component: mitochondrial matrix. Gene Ontology annotation, biological process: fatty acid metabolic process; DNA damage response.
GCAGGGAGAGAGCGUCAGACUUACUGACUAAAAACCACCCUGUUCCUACUUCUGCUUCAAAACUUCCCUGUUUUGAAAUACCUACGUUUCUUUAUCAUGUUGUAUACCAUUAGAAAGACGCUUUCCUACAUACUUAUCAAGAAAUCAAUGACUGAUACGUAGUUAUAUAGUAAGUUGAAAAAUAAUUUACUGACAGGCUACCACUAACAUAAAUCCAAAAGCUGAAAUCAUAACAAUAUAAAAAGCCGCCCUCCAGAUUUAAAUGGUAACACGAUCAUGAAUAAUGAGGUACUUUUUGUACAAUAUGAUAAGAAUGGUAGUACCUAUAGGCCUACCUGUUUUUUAGAUAUUCGCAAUUUACAUAAUUACAAUAAAAAAUCAUGAAUGGCAAAAUCAAAACGUCCCGUCAAAGAUGUCAUAUUGACAUUUGACAGUUGACAUUGACAAUUGGAGAUGUACCGAACCGACUGGCUCGUCCACAGCUCCGUUUUUACCUAAUCUGAGUGUUUACUUAUUUAUAAUUACUUUUAGAAAAUGCGUUUGUUAACGUUUAGCUUUAUAAAGACUUGCAAAUAUAGGAAGUUAUGCGGUACCUUUCCUCGCAGCAUCAGCGGUUUAGUGCAGCCCGACGUAAUGCCAGUAACAGGUGACCCAAAUUUGGUAGACAUUACAUCAUGGAAGGAGGACGAGGAACCUGAGCUCCGCAGUGCUGUGCUGGCAGACAUGCAGGUGUACCCUGAUUUCAUCAGUGAGAAGGAGGAGAACGCUCUGCUGCAGGAACUGGAGCCCAUAUUGCGGCGCAUGAGAUAUGAGUUUGACCACUGGGAUAAUGCAAUCCAAGGUUUCCGUGAGACGGAGCGUCGGGACUGGUCGGCGGAGAGCUCGGCGGUGCUGUCGCGCGUGAAGGCGCUGGCCUUCAGCGCGGCGGGCGGCGCGCCGCUGGCCGUGCUGCCGCACGUGCACGUGCUGGACCUGGCCGCCGCCGGACACAUCAAGCCGCACGUCGACGCAGUGCGGUUCUGUGGCAACGUGAUAGCGGGUCUGUGCCUGGUCUCCAGUGCAGUGAUGGAGCUCGUCCACACUGAGAAGUCUCACCUCCAGCUACACGCACUACUGGCCCGACGUGCUCUCUACAUCAUGAAUUCAGUGGCAGUAUGUGGUACAGGGGCGCGGCGCGGUACUCGUUCACGCACGCGGUGCUGGGCGGCGCGCGCAGUGCGUGGCGCGGCCGGCCGCUGCCGCGCGCGCGCCGCGUCGCUCUCAUCUGUCGCAGCGCGCCGCACCGCGACACGGACGACUAGCUCAUAUCAUCCACUGACGAUUGCUUCUACAUGACUAUCUAUCUACCACUGAUGCAACCUUACUACAUUAUUUGUAAUACUUGUCAUUUCAAUAUCUUUAGUAUUAUCGCAGUUAUCACCUUGUAUACCUCUUUAUUUGUAUGUCCCGUACAGUUUACAAAUACAGGUGAUUUGUAAUCCGUCUUCGAUUCAAUGUUAUGUUAAUGAGAGUGAAAGAUAAUUUAUUUUGAUUUCCCUUAACUUACCGCAGUUAUAACAUGUUGUAUGACUGCAUUGACUAGAGUUCAUGGCUAGUCACGAUGACUUUACCAAUUAAAUUGUGAUAUUAUUAUAUUACUAGAUGUAGUAGUACUUAGUUGAAAUUAUUUUCCAUACUUAUUGAUUGAAAUAUACCUUGUUGUUGAUAAUAAAAUAUUAUUGUUGAA